This is a messenger RNA of Suillus subalutaceus, 2505 nucleotides long. RefSeq names its product polysaccharide lyase family 8 protein. Gene Ontology annotation, cellular component: extracellular region. Gene Ontology annotation, molecular function: carbohydrate binding; lyase activity. The record is from RefSeq and is a predicted model, not a curated record. Lineage: Eukaryota; Fungi; Basidiomycota; Agaricomycetes; Boletales; Suillaceae. The coding region runs from base 70 to 2421 and encodes 783 amino acids. Gene Ontology annotation, biological process: carbohydrate metabolic process. The transcript is spliced from 12 exons.
GGUCAGCCACCAAAGGUAGCGAGACAUGCAUCUGAGUCUUCUGCUUCGCAAGCAUUCAGUAGCAGCGGAAUGUCGACGUUCGGAUCCAAGGCGGUCGCGACGCCUUCGGCGUCUCUCAUAUCUUCCCCAGGUGUUCAAUCUACGAGUUCUAUCACGUCCGCCACAAGCGCACCUGCUAGCAAUCCAACCCAAGCACUAAAUUCAAGCACCUUACAAGACAUCGCCAUCAUUCACUCUCGAAGAUUGGACACAAUCAUAGACAGCAUCACAGGCACCCCGAGUGAUAUAGCAACUUGGAUCGCAGAUCUUCAGGGAGAUGGUAAAUGGCCAGACUCUGACAUCGAUUACACAGCUGGCUGUGAUGGUCGGAGAGCAAGCUGGCCAGCUGCAAAUCAUUGGGUUCGCAUCAGAACGAUGGCUGCUGCUUGGCACGGGGGACUCAAAGGCUACGAUCAAUACGUCAACAGUUCGACGCUAUUCACUGCCAUAGGCAACGCCAUGAACUACUGGUUCGAUAAUGACUUUACGAACGUCGGCUGUCUCGUUGAAGGAGGCACCGGCAGCUGUCCAUGCGGCACACCUGGUUACUGGAACACGAACUGGUAUUCCAACGUCAUCCUCAUCCCCGGUCUCGUUGCAGAGUCGUGUCUUUUCCUCAACGACACCCUGACACAUACACAAUUAGGCAACUGCAGCAAUAUCUCUCUACGUGCGUAUGGCGCGUUCGAUCACGGAUACAGCUUUGAGGCUGGAGCAAACAUUUUGGACAUGGCCAAAACCGGUUUGGAUCAAAGUCUUCUUGUGUCCAAUGUUUCUUUGCUCUCGGACGCGUACAGGAGAGUUCAUGACACCAUCGUCGUACAGGAAAAUAUCAGCAUAAUGGCUGAUGGAAUCCAAUCGGACGGCUCCUUCAGUCAGCACCGCGGGUUACUUUACAAUGGAAACUACGGGAAUGACUUCACCAACGACGUUCUCAUUUUCGAAACCGCAGCAGCCGGGACUGCAUUCGCGGCUGGCAUUAAGGCGAGGGCUGCCCUCGAGACAUUGAUCGAUGGAAACCAAUGGAUGAUAAAUUUUAAUGUCGAAACACAGGUGUUGCACUGGGAUCUUAGCCCAGUGGGUCGCUUCAUAAGCUCACCAGUGGCCGCCGGCCAAGCAAGUUCUGGUAUCCUAACGAACUUCUCAAAGGUGGAAGAGCUUGGCGAGCAAUGGAAUUCGGACGUUCUCGUUAACUUUGCGAGAAGUCUUUCGUCGAACACAACCAAUGCAAACGCGGGAGGAUUACUCGGAAACCGUAUGUUCUAUAACAAUGAUUACAUGGUUACUCGGGGUUCUGGCUAUGUUACAUCUCUCAAGAUGUACUCAACAAGAACCCGGAAUACAGAGUGUACGAACUCACAGAACCUUCUUGGUUUCCAUCUCGCCGACGGCGUCGUUUACACAUACCUCCAAGGCGAUGAGUAUGAAGAUAUAGCCGCGGUCUGGGACUGGAACCUCAUCCCAGGUAUCACCGUCGACUACAAUGCCACGGCCCUCGACUGCCAACAUACCAACUAUAUCGGAAAGGAAGCAUUUGUCGGUGGUGUCAGCGAUGGACAAGUCGGCGUCGCAGCCAUGCGUUAUACCAACCCUAUGACCGGGUCCUUGUCGUGGCAAAAGACAUGGUUCUUCCUCGAGGACGACAUUCAAUACGUGAUGAUCGCCAACAUCUCCUCAAAGACGGAUGCCCCUGUGUUUUCUGUUCUCGACCAAAGACGUUUCAGAGGGCCUACCGUAUUUGUCAAUGGUAUGGGGACUCUCGGGGGGAACUUCACAGACCCCCACACUCUGUGGCACGGUGACGUCGGGUACGAGUUCCGAGGAGCUAACGAAGCAUAUGAACUGUCCCUUGAAUGGGGCAAAAGGACAGGUGACUGGUCCAGCACAGGUAUAUUUUCUGGUCAAGAAACAGUCAACUUGUUCGCUGCUCGGUUGCACCACAAAGACCUCAGCGCCCCCAUCUCCUAUGCUGUUUACCCUGCAGUUGAUUACGGCACAUUCGCUCUCAAACACGCAUUUACUCACUUGACGGAGGUCCAGAAUGACGCUUCUGUGAGCGCUCUUUUGGAUGAAGACCACUACACUGUCUUUGGUGUCUUCUGGGACGCAGCGGGCGGUUCGUUCACAUUCACCGACGAGGUUUACGGAUCCAUGAAGAUCGAAUCAAGUGCUCAUGCCGCUUUCAUCUACCGCAUAGACACGGGUAACAUCACUGUGGUUGAUCCCUCACGAAUGUCAUCGCACUUGACCCUCAAAAUUUCCGUGGAUGACGGACUGGGAGGGCCUUGUGAAUGGGGAGGGGAGAGCAGUGUUACCGUGCAUUUUGACCUGACUAGCAGCGAGUUGGCAGGCAGUAGCAUCAGCCAGAUCCUAAAUUAUUGAUGAGAACUCUCUACAUACAUAUCUGCAUCAUCAACAUAUACUUACCUUCUCGCACAUAGAUAUUGCUGGUCAUUAGUGCACCUG